UCUGCGCUAAGACAUCUCUCUCUCUUCCCCACAAGCUUCCAAAGAAAGAGAAUGAAUGGAAAGUGAGAUUUACAAGAAUUGUUGGACUUAUGGAUGGUUGAUAUUUAGAGAAGGAGAGAGCAAAUGAGAAAAACCCUUAUCCGUUGGGUGGCUUCGGUUGAUGAGAAAGUGGUCUACAAUUAUUCGCAGGGUAGAUCCGUCGUCGUCGUCCCAAUAUAAAGGAUCUCGAUUCCGAUACAUAUAUCCAUGGGUUGUAUGGAGAUAGAGAUCAGGUACAACAAGAACAGCCAUAGUCGUGGAUCGCCGGAGAAGUCACCGGAGGGUUAUGCUAAAGCAAUAUGACCAUGCUUCCUGCUGCAACUCAUCACGACCUCUCAAAACAAGAUCAGCAACAACAGAGUUAUGGUGGAUUUCGCAGACUUGAAGUUGAAGGCUAUUAUUAUAAUCAGAAUAUUUGCAGGGAAUCUGAGUUAUUAGGAUCGGACAUGGGUGAGGAUGAUCAAUCCAGAAGUAACAGUGCGAGUGCAGGUGGAUCGAAAGGGAAUAAUAAUCAGAUUAAUCAGCAAGAGCAAGAGACUAGGGAUGAAGGAUGGCUUCAAUUAAGCAUAGGACGUCAAAGAGAAGGUGAGGAAUUAGGAGGCUCAUCUUCGCCGGUGGUGCUCGACCUGCUUCCUCAUUCCAAUUCCCAGCCGUGCAGGCCGCCGCUCCUGCUGCCGCUGCCGCCACCUCAGCUCGGUGGUUCCGUUGCGCCGCUUUUGAAUUUCAGCCACCCACAACUACUACCAGUACAACCUCCUCCGUCGUCGCCUCCUCCUCCUCCACCACCCUCUAAUCUUCUCUUCCAACAAUUCCAAUAUCCUCACAGUGCUUCAGCCUUUGCUCCUCAUCUUUCACACUCAAACUGGGCAUUCGCUCCUGCUAGCCCUUUUACUUUGCCUUCUUCUUCGUCUUCUUCUUCUUUUCCUCUGAGCUCUCAUCAUCUUGCUGCUUCUUAUUUUCCGAGGCCCUUUCACUUCCCUCCUGGCUUUGACGAUGCUUCAGCUGGUCCAAGCUCUGAUGUUAGAGUUGUCGAUCCUCCUCGGAGGCCUCAUUCCGGAAUUUGGUUCAUGCUUCAAGCCUCCCCAAAUCAAGCCAAAGAACCGUUCUUGCCCCAAAUACCCAAGAGCUACCUCAGAAUCAAGGAUGGAAAGAUGACGAUUCGAUUAUUACUGAAGUAUUUGGUUAACAAGUUGAGGCUCCAAAGCGAAUCUGAGAUAGAGAUAAGAUGUAGAGGACAACAACUUGGGCCUUUAUUGACGUUGGAGCAUGUAAGAGAUAACAUUUGGAGUCCCAUGAUGACCCCAACUUUGCUUUCAGAUUCCUCAACCACGGAUCACAUCAUGGUUCUCUACUACGAUGGAAAUUACAGAAUGGGAAUCAUCACCCUGCAACACGGUUGUUUUCUUUUUGGGGGUGACGCGAGAAAGCCCAAGAUUGUAUUUCUGUGCUCAGUAUUCAAGUGUUUUACCUUGUAUUAAUUACCCACAACAAAGAUUAAUCUAAUUAACAGACUAACCCAUUUAUUUUUCUUU
This is a messenger RNA of Prosopis cineraria, 1571 nucleotides long. RefSeq names its product protein LAX PANICLE 2. Gene Ontology annotation, biological process: multicellular organism development. Lineage: Eukaryota; Viridiplantae; Streptophyta; Magnoliopsida; Fabales; Fabaceae. The transcript is spliced from 5 exons. The record is from RefSeq and is a predicted model, not a curated record. The coding region runs from base 339 to 1517 and encodes 392 amino acids.